UAAAAAAUAAUCAUCCUCUAAUUCUUAUCUAGUUAGAGUUGUAUACAAUAUUGGCUUAAUUAAUUAUAUUGGCAAUAAUGGCACUUUCUUGUGGAAUGGCAGUGCAUCUAGAGAGUAAACAACUCUCUAUGCACACCCAUGAUUUUCGAGAGGUUACAAAGAGCUCAAUCUUCCUAAGAAAGAAGCCCUCUUUUUUCCAUAUUGCUGUUAAGAAUGUAAGGGUAUCAUCAACCGCCUCGUUAACCACACCAUCUGCUGAUGAUAUGGUGGAGAUACCACCACAACCACCAUCUGUGGACGGUAGCACUAUGUCGGUGGUGUUGGCUCCCGGCUUGGAGCCUGCCACCAUCUCUAUACCAACUCAUGUUAAAAGAUCUGAUUUUCCUCCUGGUUUCAUUUUUGGAGCCUCUUCUUCUGCCUUUCAGACGGAAGGAAAUGGAAAAGAAGGUGGGAGAGCACCAAGCACCUGGGAUUCCAUGAUUUCAAGUGGCGGGAAUCAAAUGGCUAUUGAUUCAUACAGCCUCUAUAAGAAUUUGUACAGCUGGAAUUAUGUUAUGCCCCUGAGUUGUUGCAUUGGGCUGGGCCUUCUACAACAUCUGCAAGUUGAGAUGCUGUUGGCAAAUCCUGGUGUCGACAAUAGUUACGUGAAUCAACAAGGCAUUGAAUUUUACAAUAACUUGAUCGAUGAACUUAUUGAAAACGGAAUCACCCCUUUUGUGACGAUGUUCCACUUUGACCUUCCCCAGAGUGUACAAAACAAGUAUAGCGGUUUUUUGAGUCAAGAUAUCAUAGAGGACUUCAAAGAUUACGCGGAUGUAUGCUUCCAGAACUUUGGUGAUCAAGUUAAAAAUUGGAUAACUAUAAAUGAACCCUAUAAUUUUGGUUCAUUCGGAUACAAAACAGGGUUGCCAGCAGACAAUAAAAUUGAUCCAAGUCCAUUUGUUGCUACCCACAACAUCAUCCUAUCUCAUGCUACUGCUGUCCAACAUUACCGAGAGAAUUAUCAGGAAGCUCAAGGCGGAAAGAUUGGUAUUUCAUUAUCAUCGCUAUGGUUUGAACCUUAUGAUAAGAAAAACGGACUCCAUAUAAAGGCUCAAAAGGCAUCCUUAGACAUGAUGUUGGGUUGGUACAUGGAUCCGCUAGUCAAUGGUGAAUACCCCGAAAUCAUGCAAGAACUUGUAAUCGGGGGGCUUCCCAAGUUUCCCCCUGAGGAAAAGGCAAUGGUACAAGGCUCAUAUGAUUUCAUAGGUCUCAAUUACUAUACUUCAAGAUAUGUCACACCUUCUCACAUAUCAACUAUUGACACCACUUACGGACAAUGUCGUAUGGAGUUCAUAGAGCAAGGAGUGCAAAAUAAGGAAGGAGAUUAUAUUGGAAGUCCAGCUCCACAAAGUUCCGAUAUCUAUGUGGUUCCUACAGGAUUGAGAGACUUGUUACUUUACGUUAAGCACACAUACAACAACCCUGAAGUAUAUGUAUGUAAUUCAGGUGUUCCUGCAAUGCCCACAAUCACAGGAUCCAUUAAGGAUUUAGCAAAAAAUGUAAUAGACAACGACGAAUCCAAAGCUAAAUCACUAGAUGAAAUCAAAGAUGCACUGCUAGAUGAGUAUCGAAUCAAAGAUAUUAGCAACUAUCUUUUCAAUCUUCGUGAAACUUUAGCGGAUAUAAGAAAUAAGGAUGGGAAGUCAGAGGCUACAAAUGUGAAGGGAUACUUUGUAUGGUCAUUGGCAGAUAAUAUGGAAAUUGAUGCUGGAGGAUAUCAAACUCGCUAUGGCCUAAACUAUGUCGACUAUCUUGAUAGGCAUAGACGUUAUCGUAAGGCGUCUUCCAUGUGGUUUACUCAUUUCAUGACUUCUUCAGAGAGUAGUCAAGGACGAACACCUAGUGUUAAUUAAUUUUAUCGAUCUCUUAAGUGCAUGAUAUAUGCAUACAUUCGGAUAAAAGAUUCUGUUUUUUUUUUAAAUGUUUGCAAGGAAAUAUGUUCUGAUUUUUAGUGUUUGUGAGACUUUGGCUAUAUUCGAGCCAUUUUAUUAGAGAUACAAGACAUAUCAAGGUCAUAAUAAUACUCCACUGAGAGUUCAUCAUGAACAAAAUUUGAUAGUUUGUAAAGUCAAUGAAUCGAGCAAUAAAGUAUUUGCAUCCAAUAUCAAACAUCGACAACGCUUCAGUGGAUUACCAGCACAAGUUUGAUCAAUCUGACAAGCUGUUGUGCUAAACAAACGCGGUAGAGGGACAGAAGCAAGUCUUAGCUAGCCCUUCUCCUGAUUUUAUCCUAGCGAGCAUAGGAUCCCAAUGGCGCUGAAACACACAUGAGCUAUUCAUUAUGACCAGGCAAAAGAAAACAAGGCCAUGAAAUUGACCAAAUCGAACAAGGUGGAGAAAAGCAGCACAUUUGGUCCUACUUGAUGUAUUUGGAUUAAGGAAUAAGCAACAUGUUUUUGAAAUAAGUUGAAGAGAACAGGUACUUUGUCUACAAAAUCUGAACUUAGGCGACGACAAUUUACUCGAUAGUGCCACAUGCCCACGCUGUGGGAUUGAAGAUGAAAGUCCCUGGCAUGCUAUCUUUGAUUGCAGCAGAGUGAAACCAAUGUGGGAUGAUGUGCAGUGCUCGAUUAUGAUGAGGGAUGGUGGGAGCAAGUCUAUGUGUGAUCUGGUGGCUGACUGGUGUAAUAUUGACACAAAAAUUCUUCGAAAGGGUGCUAUUUUGGCUUGGUGUGUGUGGCAUGAGAGGAAUCAAUUGGUGUUUAAGAGAAAAGAAGUUCCAAACUCGGUGAUCAUUGAUAGAGUAGAGAGAUUAGAUGAGGAACAGGGCAAAUAUGUGAAAUGUAUCUACUCGAAACCUGGGCUUACGAAAGCUCCACGGCAGCAGAAAGUGUGGGCAGCACCUCCUCCAGGCUACGUUAAAAUUAACUCUGAAUACAGAAGGUGUGGUGGGUCUUGGUGUUGUUGCACGCAAUGAGGAUGGUGAUGUUAUCUUCGCUGCUGUGAGACGCUCCAGAGCAUGGUGGCAGCCCAUGAUUGCAGAAGCUAAGAGCAUUGUUAUGGCUCUCAGACUAGGAAGAUCAAUGGUCUACUGUACCGAGCUGGAUGCCAUUCUUGAAGACAUUCUAGCACUUAGCUGUAGCUUUAAUUCCAUUUCUUUUGUUCAUGUAAAGCGUGAUGGCAACAUGGUUGCACAUCAUUUAGCUAGAUCCUUCCCUUUCGGAGAUGAGCAAAUCUGGGUUAGUCAUAGCCCCCACCCCCCCGGAUAUUGCGCCCUAUGUAUUGAUGGAUAAGCUUGCUUUGAAUAAUUAAUUUAAUUGCCCGAUUUGCUUCAAAAAAAAAAAAAAAAAAAAA
Chenopodium quinoa (quinoa) is the source of this 3336-nucleotide messenger RNA. Its product is annotated as beta-glucosidase 24-like. NCBI's taxonomy places the organism in Eukaryota, Viridiplantae, Streptophyta, Magnoliopsida, Caryophyllales, Amaranthaceae. Gene Ontology annotation, molecular function: beta-glucosidase activity. Gene Ontology annotation, biological process: carbohydrate metabolic process. The transcript is spliced from 14 exons. Bases 78 to 1895 code for a protein of 605 amino acids. The record is from RefSeq and is a predicted model, not a curated record.